Messenger RNA from Hypanus sabinus (Atlantic stingray), 876 nucleotides. Its product is annotated as chromobox protein homolog 1. Gene Ontology annotation, cellular component: pericentric heterochromatin; nucleus. Gene Ontology annotation, molecular function: chromatin binding. The record is from RefSeq and is a predicted model, not a curated record. The coding region runs from base 183 to 734 and encodes 183 amino acids. NCBI's taxonomy places the organism in Eukaryota, Metazoa, Chordata, Chondrichthyes, Myliobatiformes, Dasyatidae. Gene Ontology annotation, biological process: chromatin organization; negative regulation of transcription by RNA polymerase II. The transcript has 5 exons.
GUGUUUUCGGGAUAUUUUAAUUAUUGCAGUGCACGUUGCAUUGACCAAAACAAAAAAAAAAGAUACAGUAGCCACUGGAGUAGAAGACGGUUUAAAAUACAAUAUUACCGUCGGGCACGUCUUUUAUUUACCAAAAAAAAACAAAAGCCUCAGCCUCUCUUCUCAAUUUAAGACUGGAUACGAUGGGGAAGAAGCAGAACAAGAAGAAAGUGGAGGAGGUUCUGGAAGAGGAGGAGGAGGAGUACGUGGUGGAGAAGGUCCUGGACAGGCGCAUCGUCAAGGGGAAGGUGGAGUACCUACUCAAGUGGAAAGGGUUCUCAGAUGACGACAACACAUGGGAGCCAGAGGAAAACCUAGACUGUCCGGACCUCAUCGCGGAAUUCCUGCAGUCCCAGAAAAUAGCGCACGACGGCGUGGAUAAGUCAGAGGGGCCAAAGCGGAAAGCAGAGUCCGACACGGAAACCGAGGAGAGUAAAAACAAGAAGAAGAGGGAGGAGCAAGAGAAGCCAAGAGGUUUUGCCCGAGGGCUGGAGCCAGAGCGGAUUAUCGGGGCGACGGAUUCGAGUGGAGAGCUCAUGUUCCUCAUGAAGUGGAAGAACUCCGACGAGGCUGACCUGGUGCCGGCGAAAGAGGCGAACGUGAAGUGCCCCCAGGUGGUAAUCUCUUUUUACGAGGAGCGCCUAACGUGGCACUCGUACCCGACCGAGGAAGAGGAGAAAAAGGAGGAGAAGUAACUGGGCUCGAGGGGCUCACAGAAAAAAAACAAACACACAAGACACUCACACACACACACACACACACACACACACACACACACACACACACACACACACACACACACACACACACACACACACACACACACACUCACACACA